AUGGUAGCUGGUAAUCUACCAAGUGACCUCAUCAUUGAGAUACUCUCGAGACUUCCAGUGAAAUCUCUUUUACGUUUCAGGUGUGUACAUAUAACCUGGCUUUGUCUUUUAAAAUCAUCUUAUUUUAUCACCAAGCACGUUCAGAAUCCAAACAACAAAGAUCAUGAAUUCCUUUGCAUCCAGUACAGGGAUGUUUCAGGUAUCUCUCGAUAUAAGUUGCUUACUCGUGACACAUCGGAAGUCUCUUUAGACCUCAGAAUACCCUUUCCUAGUUUGGAAAGUGUUGUUGGUUCGUGUAAUGGUUUGGUUUGCUUAUAUAUUGAUCAUCCUUUUCCCUGUACCAAGAUUUUGCUUUAUAACCCCGCUCUUAGAGUGCAGAAGAUCAUCCCUGAAUCCACUCUUUCUCGUCCAGAAAGUGGACGUCUGCAUCAUGUGACAUUCGGGUUGGGUUAUGAUUCUGUAAAUAAUGAUUAUAAGGUAGUUAGGGUAGCUUCUUCGGAAUCCCAUAAGGAAGGGAAAUUGGUUUCUAUCACGCAAGCUGAAGUACACACACUGGGAAUGACUUCUUGGAGAGAAGUGGCAAUAUCACCGGGUGUUAACUUUAAGGUAUAUGGACCUCAAGCAUUUUUAAAUGGGGCCAUUCAUUGGUUGGGAAUGGUUUGCAAGAACAAAAAUAUAACACAAGUAAUAGUUAAUUUUGAGGUCAGCACUGAGGUGUUCAAGUUGUUUCCACUGCCAGAUUUUGUUCUAAGGGAAAGAUGGGUUACGUGGACUGAUGUUUAUAAGAAUUUGCUUUGUGUGGUUAGGACUGGGGAUGGAGCAUAUUGUGAGAUAUGGGUGAUGGAGGAAUAUGGUGUUCCAGAGUCAUGGACUAGACUACAUGUUAUUCAACUCUCUUUAAGUUACCCGCUGUGGUUUUUAGGAUUGGGGAUGAAUGGGAAGUUAGUUUUGGAAAAUCUUUGGGGGCUAACUGUGUAUGAUCCUGAUAAUGAAGAAAUUAAGAAUGUUAAAUUCGAUCAUCCAAUAGGCUUGUUUACUAUUGUCACUUACAUAGAGAGUCUGGUCUUUCUCUAG
Molecule: messenger RNA, 1074 nt
Organism: Theobroma cacao (cacao)
Lineage: Eukaryota; Viridiplantae; Streptophyta; Magnoliopsida; Malvales; Malvaceae
Product: F-box/kelch-repeat protein At3g23880-like
Molecular function (GO): protein binding
Source: RefSeq, a predicted model, not a curated record